UAAUCCAUACGACAAAACGUGACAACAAAACAGUAUAAUAAUAAAUAAUAAUAUGUUCAUGAACAUAACGACAAUACGACCAUAGCGGCAUAGCCUGCUGAUACAACUCAUCAAUUAUUAAUAACAAUAUUGGUUUGUUGUUGAUGAGUGACGAAGUUUAGUUCUAAAAGUUUUAAAUUAAAAUUGUAUUUAAUGAGCGUUAUUUUCUCUUAUUAUAGUUUUAGUUUAAGUUUUGAUACUAAUUAAAUAAUUCGAAGCUGUAAUCAUGUUGGCGAUAUUCAAUUUACAAAGUCUUUUGACAAUUUUAUUGUUGUCUAUUUGUACAUGCACUUAUUUACGACAGUUAUUACCAAGUAUCAUCGAUAGGAAUAAAGUUGGACCAUUGGGAACAUUUUGGAAGUUAGCAAGAAUUGGAGAACGGAAAAGUCCAUACGUAUCAUUUUGUUGUAUUGCGAUGGCUUUCAGUAUUUUAUUUUGGACAUGAUAGUUAUAUUUUUAAUUAAAAAAUAAACAUGUAAUUUUUCGGCAUUAAAAUUGGUUUGAAUUCAAAUCUCAAUAUUCUAUAUCAUACUCAAUUAAUUUGUUAUUGAUAAAAAUAUUAAAUACAUUUUCUAGAUGUUUUUAAUAUUGUAUCCAGUUAAAUUAUUUCAAAUAAUAAAAUAAUAAUUUCAAAUACUUAUUCAUAAAGAUAGGUAUUUUGUUCUUUUAUGAUAACAAAACUGUCUAUAUUUUCUCUGUGACAAUAAAAAUAAAAAAUAAAUUACAUUUACCUAUUGA
Molecule: messenger RNA, 777 nt
Organism: Metopolophium dirhodum (rose-grain aphid)
Lineage: Eukaryota; Metazoa; Arthropoda; Insecta; Hemiptera; Aphididae
Gene: ksh
Product: protein kish-A
Exons: 3
Coding region: 266-484 (72 amino acids)
Biological process (GO): intracellular transport; protein secretion
Source: RefSeq, a predicted model, not a curated record